GUCAGUGAUUAACCAUGAGUGGGCGGGGCAAAGGUGGAAAAGGACUCGGUAAGGGAGGCGCCAAGCGUCACCGUAAAGUUCUCCGUGAUAACAUCCAGGGCAUCACCAAGCCCGCGAUCCGCCGUCUGGCUCGCCGAGGUGGAGUCAAGCGUAUCUCGGGUCUGAUCUACGAGGAGACUCGCGGCGUGCUCAAGGUUUUCCUGGAGAACGUGAUCCGUGACGCCGUGACCUACACCGAACACGCCAAGAGGAAGACGGUGACCGCCAUGGACGUGGUCUACGCCCUGAAGAGGCAGGGACGCACUCUGUACGGCUUCGGAAGCUAAACCCUAAACAACCACCAAAAACCAAAGGCUCUUUUAAGAGCCACACACUCCGCUAUGAGCUACUUCCUGGUUUGAACUACAGUAUAAGAAACGGUGUACAUCAUUUUGAGACAAGGUUACUCUUGAAGUGCAGCGGUGCUCAUUGUGUGUGUAUAUAUAGCAAUUUAAUUUAUAGCUUUGUGUCAUAACUGGCGUGAGUUUUAUUGACUGGUCUCAAAUUUAAAGUGUUUUCUGUACACAAUCUCUGCCUGACUUAAGUUACAGAAGCCUCAGUUUAUUACUGACCCAAAAGGGAAAAAUGUUGGUAUGAGAACAGAAAUGCUGAAAGAAGGGACCAGAAACAAAGUAACAAUACAAAAACUGGAUAAAGCCACAGGUUCCUACAACAAGCAUUGGCCACUAGUUGUACAACAUGAUAUAUCAGCAUACAUACAUUUGUCAUUUGGACGGAGACCCUUCUCUAUGUGAGGAGCUGCGAUGCCACAUUUACAAAGGAGGCAGCACAAACCAAGUAGGUAGAUAACUGGGUGAAUCUGUACAGUAGCUUUGUGUCUUAGAAUCAGCAAUACAUCAUACUAAUCCUCCUCCUCCUCUUUCUAAGUUAUUUCAGAGGUAAAAGACCAAAGGAAGAGGUGCCAGGUGCUAUUGUUUUCUAUGUAGGUCCUACAGAGCUGCAGGUUUU
This is a messenger RNA of Betta splendens (Siamese fighting fish), 1008 nucleotides long. Its product is annotated as histone H4. Gene Ontology annotation, biological process: nucleosome assembly. Bases 15 to 326 code for a protein of 103 amino acids. The record is from RefSeq and is a predicted model, not a curated record. The transcript has a single exon. Gene Ontology annotation, molecular function: DNA binding; protein heterodimerization activity; structural constituent of chromatin. Lineage: Eukaryota; Metazoa; Chordata; Actinopteri; Anabantiformes; Osphronemidae. Gene Ontology annotation, cellular component: nucleosome.